AUGGCCGACUCUCAAGUUACUCUGCGCACGCGCAAGUUCAUCCGCAACCCUCUUCUCGGACGCCGUCAGAUGGUCGUCGACGUCCUCCACCCCAACCGCGCGAACGUUUCCAAGGACGAGCUCCGUGGCAAGCUUGGUGAGCUGUACAAGGCCAAGAAGGAGGAUGUCUCCGUCUUUGGUUUCAAGACACACUUUGGUGGCGGCAAGAGCACCGGCUUUGCUCUCAUUUACGACAGUGCCGAGGCCAUGAAGAAGUUCGAGCCUCGCUACAGGCUAGUACGAUAUGGCAUGGCCACCAAGGUCGAGAAGGCCAGCAGGCAGCAGCGCAAGCAACGCAAGAACAGGAUGAAGGCAUUCCGAGGCACAGCCAAGGCCAAGGGUGGUGCGAAGAAGGAGAAGAAAUAA
This is a messenger RNA of Exserohilum turcica Et28A, 405 nucleotides long. RefSeq lists its product as uncharacterized. Lineage: Eukaryota; Fungi; Ascomycota; Dothideomycetes; Pleosporales; Pleosporaceae. Gene Ontology annotation, molecular function: structural constituent of ribosome. The transcript has 3 exons. Bases 1 to 405 code for a protein of 134 amino acids. Gene Ontology annotation, cellular component: ribosome. Gene Ontology annotation, biological process: translation. The record is from RefSeq and is a predicted model, not a curated record.